CAAUUACUAUUUUAUUCAAUGUCUUUAUAUAAGAUAAACAUAACCACUGUUAAACAUAUGACGUUUCUGUUUAUAAAACAUGCAUUACAUAUAUUAAUAAUUUUAAGUAACAUAUAAAUAAUCAACGGUUUUAUUAAAAUGCAUUGUUAUAAUAUAAAAGUAUUAAAAUAUUAAAAAUUAUAAAGAAAAGAUGAAUAUUUAUUCAGGCCAUUAUUAUGAUUAUAAAACAAAUUUGAGUACUACGCUAUAGAAGUGGAAUUAAAAGUUAGCCCAAAAGAAACAGUGAUGAUCAAGUAUGACAGGUUCUUCGAGGAUGGAUACAAACAAAGAAAUGGAAGAAUCUAGUAAUGUUCCAAAUAAUGUUGGAAAUUCUGAAAGUCCAGAUUCAAUAGAGGUGGAUAAUUCGCGUACAGUUCUUUUAAAAAUAGCAACAUUAUAUGCAGAACGUCUAAUGAAUGAUAUUUGUCUUGUUGUUAAUGGUAUAGAAUAUCCAGCACAUCGCCUUAUACUUUGUGCUUCAAGUGAUGUUUUCCAAGUAAUGUUAAUGAGUCCUCAGUGGAGUGAGUCACAGGAAAGUAGAGUAACCCUCCAAGAAACACCACAAUGUGUACCUAUAUUUAGUGAGUUUUUGCGGUACUUUUAUACUGGUCAAAUAAGAAUUAAUUAUGGAGUUGUUCUACCAAUAUUAUCUUUAGCUGAUAAGUAUAAUGUUAAGGAUUUAAUAUCAUUGUGCCUUGAUUAUAUGCAAAAUCAUAUUGCAUUAGCUGCCAUACACGGCACUCUAGUAUCAUGGUUACAGUAUACGUCAAACUGUGGUCAUCACAAUAUUACUCAAGCAUGUCAAAAUUUUAUUAAGUGGAAUUUGGAAUUGGUGGCCAGGACUGCAGACUUUGGAAAUUUUGAUUUAGAUAUUUUAGUAUCAUUGCUACAUCAAAGUAGUUUAGUGGUAAAGGAUGAAAUGACAUUAUACAAAUGUUUGGAAUCUUGGUUGGAUCAUCAGACAAAUCGGUUGAAAACUCAAUUGUCGCACGACGAAUUAGAAGCUACGUUAGAACAAUUGGUAGUAGCUGUGAUGUCUCCUGUUAGAUUUCCAAUGAUGUCUCCUCGACAAUUAGCAGAAUUACUUUUAUUUCCUUUGACGAAAAAAUACAAAGAAUUCUUUGUAGAACGAAUGUCUAUAGGAAUGUCAUUUCAUUCUGGUCAGCUAGAUAAAGUUAAAGAAGUAAGUUUAAACGAAGAAGAUGGUGCAUUACUUUUUGAACCAAGAUUAUACACUAUAGACACCUGUAGUUCAUUACUUACGAUAGAAAAUUUUCAUGGUUUACCCUCGUACCACACCAGAACGCUCGUGUUUUCAAGUCAUUCGUGUUUAGCAGAGUAUGCUGGUGACCGCGCGUGUGAAUGGGUUGUAGAUAUAUAUCCAAAGGGUGUUUGGUUUAAAAAGUUUUUCUUAAUAGUGUGGCAGGGAACCGUAGAAAUGCCCGAACAUGUGAAACGUUCGGUUAGAUUAUCACUCACCUGUAAGGAUCCAUCUGUAAAUAGUAAUGCUGAUAUGCGUGUAAAAAUAGGUGUUUUAAUAUAUGGUUUACAGGAUGGUGUUGAACAUAUUGCGAGAGUAACAGAAAUUAUUCACAGAUUUAGUAAAAAAGAACGUGUUCUUAAUUUGGACGAUCUUUUACCGUUUGAGGAACUUAACCCGCAGCAGGGUUCCGUGUCGGAAAAUACAUCUCCUUUUCUAGUAGGUCCAAAUAAAGAUAUGCUCAAAUUACAUAUUGUUAUAUCACCAGCUAAUUAAGACAAAUAGAUUUCUUAGGUUAUAUAAAAUGAAAUCUUACUACAGACUUUAAAUAUUUUGGACUCAUACGAAGAGUCAUCUUUUUUAAGUUUGUCUUCAACGUAUGUCCUAGAAUUUUUUUCUUUUGAUAAAUCGACAUUUUAAUAUUAGACUAAGAUAAAGUUUUGUAUUUAAAUCGUAAUAUGUAAUAAAAUAUUAAAAGAUUUCAAUAUUCCAUGACAUUAAUUUCCAUCAUAUUAAUUUUUUCUGGGGAAAUUAUUAAUUAGUGUUAAUUAUUCAUUUAGAAUGACUUAAUUUUUAAAGGGGACGUCUGUGUAUGAUGGAAUAUUGUUAAUUUACACUCUGUAUAACAAAAACUUAGCGAGUUUAUGUUCAUUUUAUUGCAAGAACGAAUGAAAUUGAUAAUCAUCGAUAUUUAAUCCACCUAUCCGAUUUCGAUGAUUUUUUAAUAUAUUAUUAUUAUUUAUAUAGGAAUUAAAAUUUUUGACAACUUUUUCCUGUACGUGAAACCUGCGCUCGGUCUUAAUUUCCGAGAUAUUCGCAAAGAACUGUCGAUCCAUUAGAGUGAAUUAUUGUGUCUAUAAUUGUGCAUUCGUUGCAAAGUAUGCGUCAAUAUUUGUUGCCGGAUAGAAUAUCCGAUUCAAUAUAACAUCCAACUCUAACAAUAAGAUAUGCCAAUAAACUAUAAAAGAAGAUAAGAAUUAGGUUUGGUUUAAGCAGUAACCGAGCGGCGGUUUUAUGUAUAGGAAAAAGUUGUUAAAAAUUUUAAUUUCUACAGUAUACUCAAAAAUCAUCCAAAAUAUCAAAUUUUUUUUUGUAUCUUUUAUAUAAAUGUAUUACUUUAUUACGAAAGCAAUCUUAAGAAGGCCAUAGAAAAUAUUUUAAAAUUUUGUGCGUAUUCGAUUUUUGUAUAUAAAAUCACGUCGAUAUCGUCGAUAUAGUAAAUAUUUGGAGGAUUUUAAUAGUUAGUAACUGAAUACAUAACUGAAGGGCAGCGUAGGUUAUGAAUUUCAAAAUCAAUAUAAAUUAUGCGCGACAGUUCUGUUUUACAAAUCUUCAUCGGUCCAAAUGGAUUAACAUUUAUGACAACGAUAAGAAAUAUUUUGUAAUAUUCCACACAUCGUAAGAGAGAUAAAUUUGUAAUUAUUCAAAAUUAAAGUUGUAUAUUUGCAGUACAUUUUCAUAUCACUAUGAUAUAGUGAUCACUAUAAUACACUAAACCAUAUGUAAAAUGUUUGAUUCAGUUGAAUAUAUAUUGUAUGUUUCUUUAAUUUAUGAGAAUUAAUUAACCUCAAUGUUUUUAAAAUGCAUUAGGCAGAUUUUUUUCUUUGAUAUUUUUUACUAAUUUCAUUUUUCAGAAGGAAGAAAUCUUUAGAUUUUACUAAACACUAUUUCUUAUUUAAACAAAAGUUAACUUUUUCUCGCUGAUAUUUUUCGUAAAAAUUUGAAAAAUAAUUGUUAUUUUUUAUUUCUGUUCAUAACAUUUAUUGGCAAUAUAUAAAGAAAUUUUAUCCGCUUUUUUUUCUUUUGGAAACAGGUAUAAUAUAAUGAUAGAAUAUUCUCAAAAGGUAAAGGUUUAAUUUGACAAGAUUUAUUUUAAUUUUCUAAAUGUUUGUUCUUUCUCUUUUAUUAUGAUUUGCAAAUUCUUUUGGAUAGUGAUUUCUACAAAUAUUUAAAAAAAUUUUUUUGAGAUAGUUUCCACCUCUAUAAACAUUACAUGGUAACGUAUACAAAUUACCUUUUUAUUUUAUGUUUGUAAUAUAUUGUACGUUUUACAAUAAUUUAUAUUUCCCAAUGAAACGAUUGAACUUUGUUUCGCUGUUGUUAUUUCUAUAUGCUCAGCUGAUCUCCGUUCGAUUCGAUACUAUCCAUUUGCAAUCAUGAAAAGGAAUGAUCCUCUUACAAAAGUAACACUCCAUCGUCCCUUGUCCAUUAUCAUAUGCCUUUGUAUUCCACGUGGUGUAUCGUAUAUCCUUACCAAGUGCGUUGAUAAAGCAUAAACAUAUGAGCAGAUAGAGACAGAGUCAUUCGUUGACUCUCGAAAAUAUCUCAUCGUACACGUUACUUAUCGAAAACCUGCACUCUCACGGUUUUAAAGGGAUUUACUUUUCACCACUCUGUUAUGACAUACGAAUAAGAGAAAGAAUAAUCCGAAUAAGUUGUUAGCAUACUUAUGAGUUAUACUAUUACACAAAUGUAUUCGCCAAAAAUUGUACUAACGUAAACUAAUCGAAUCCUAAUCUAAUAUUCGUGAGUCAAAUUGCACAUAUAUAUAUAUACACACACAACAAACAAACAAACACACACACACACACAUGCAGCACGUAUACGUGUUGUGCAUAACCCGCCUGACGUCCUACUAAUGUCUAUAGUAUUCUAUUUUCUUCAAGAUCACUGAUAUCCGCUAAUCCUUUUCUAUUAUUUUUUUUCUUUUUGCCACCUGGAUGCCAUAAGAAAAUGAUUUAAGAAAAAUGCCGUUCAAAUCCACGAGAAGAUAGUCUUUCGACAAAUACACCAGCUCUGUUUCGUUUUCUUUGUUCUCGUUUUAUUUUAUUUUGUACUCUGUUUUAUAUUGGCUUGCGUGUGUAAGAAAACGCGUAGCUCGAAAGUCUGAAAUGGUCGGCUGGCCUUCGUCACUCUGUGCUUUUUAAGAAGAGAACGCGAAAACACUCGAAGGUGCCAUAAGCUAGGCCCUCUUCUUUACUGCGUCACAAGUUGGCGGGCCCCAACGGUUUUACGAUUGUAACGUCUAAGAUACUCGUCCAUUCUUUGUACAAUCAUUAACGCAGACGAACGUUAAGUAUCUAACGAACGAAGAACUAUCCUACGCGAUUUCAGUUAUCUCGAAUCAGCGUCGUCUUUCACGUGUUUACAGUUCGGUCACCGAUCAUGGAAUGAUUUGUCGCAGCGCGACUAGCACGGUGUAUUCCAACCUUUGCGCUUUCUCAUACUCUUUGCUUAUCCUGCGAUGCCGUAUUUCUUUUAUCUUGACAACACGUGGAAGAAACCGACACGUGGCAGGGAGCGCUUGCAUGUAUAAAAGAUACUCUUCGCUUUUAUUCCCCUCCCUUUCUCUUUCUAAUUUUAGGUAUCUUUAUCUUAUGGUAUCUUUAAAAUGAAAUCUAUCCAAUUUACCCAAUUUAAAGUGGCUAUUACUUGGGUUCGGGAACAUGAACUUUUACAAAUAAAUAAAAAUUUCCUUAUUCAUCAAACACUGAUUAAAUUAUGUGAAACGUAAUAAGUUUAUAUACUGUAUUUAUGUGUUACGCCGGCAACGAGAUUCAUAGCGAUUACUUUUAAGAUUCAUCGAACUAUCGAAAACCACGAAUUUUGGUUUAGCGACGAAUUCUAAGCGUCGCGAAUGUAUAAUUUUUGGCCGACAAAUUGUAAGAGGCGCUAACGUUACAGACGCCAUGAUGCCCUACGGCGAACGUAAGGUGAUAAGAAUGUCCUGAAAGGAUCUGUCCAUGGAGUGGAUUAGGCGAUGAACCUUCUGGCAGAAGGACUGAAUUGAGCAAUUCAACGCUUAGCCCAGAACCUUAACCGUUUUAGUGUCAGGGGUUUAUUCGUGUCGGAUUGUGCCACGCAGCGCGAUAGCGUUUCGAAUUGACGAUCGUGACUAAACAUCGCGACAUAGUUCACCACUGUAACGCGAUCGCGCUGCUUGGCGUUAAAACGGUUAAAGGUACGAUAUCAUUUAGAGAAAUAAGUCUAUGUAUAGAUAAGUGAGUUCGAGUUUGGCUUGGGUUAGGUUUCCAUUGCAUUCGAAUUUGAAUUAAAUUCGGAUUAAAUUUCGAUUAUGUUAGACUUUGAUAAUUUAACUGCAAACAGUGAUGGUAGUAGUACUCAAAAAGUAAUCGAAUUAGCGGUCGGCGAAGGAAUAGAUGAGAGAGGGAGUACGCUUCCAUAAAAUGGAAUGACGAGUUUGUUGAUUGUCUUCAUUUGCCGAUUAUAGCUUCAUUUUUGCCGUCAUAGUAAAAUUGACUCGAUGGAAUUGUUGAGGAAAACAACCCGAGAACAGUAUUUUUAUUUUAAUAUUCUUUUUUUAAUAAGAAAUUUUUAAAUACGGCAGGUGAUGUUAAAAUUCAACUUUGGGUUCAACGUAGGAAGAAUAAGAUUCGUUUGUAAGAAUUUAUGUUCAAGACAUGUCGAGCGGUCGUUAUUUAUCUGCUGAGAGCACAGCACGGAGGUGGAUCUCAAUGUAUAAUUUAAGAAAGGCAUUUCAAUUCGUUAACAUCAUUACGCUUCAAUCCCAAAUUUAUAGCGAAUGCUGGAAGAACUUUUGGAGAUGUGUAUAAUUAAUGUGAAUUUAAUUAUUUACGCUACAAUAUCAGAUAGAGUUAUUAAAAUAUAAAUUGCAAGCAAAUUGUAAAUCUUGUAAAAGAAGGUUCGAAAAUAUAUAUACUUGACUCUUAUA
Molecule: messenger RNA, 6212 nt
Organism: Bombus pyrosoma
Lineage: Eukaryota; Metazoa; Arthropoda; Insecta; Hymenoptera; Apidae
Gene: Tango10
Product: BTB/POZ domain-containing protein 17
Exons: 4
Coding region: 296-1795 (499 amino acids)
Molecular function (GO): protein binding
Source: RefSeq, a predicted model, not a curated record